Messenger RNA from Lethenteron reissneri (Far Eastern brook lamprey), 2076 nucleotides. RefSeq names its product nucleoredoxin like 2 (gene NXNL2). The record is from RefSeq and is a predicted model, not a curated record. Gene Ontology annotation, biological process: sensory perception; photoreceptor cell maintenance. Lineage: Eukaryota; Metazoa; Chordata; Hyperoartia; Petromyzontiformes; Petromyzontidae.
CCGGUGCGUAAUUCCCACUGCCCCUUGGCAGCCCGGAGCUCUGCUGAGACUUGGCCUCCGCUCUCCCCCCUCCGCCCUGCCUUAUUGCGCGACGUCGCUCAGCCGGGGAGAAGAAGUGCGACGGACGUGUCGCUGCGUCGCGCGCUCUCAGGUGCGCUCCUGCGGCCGUGUGGAACGCUCUUCCGAGGUUAGGACGCCACCGGAGCUGUGCACCUUUAAAUCAUCUCGAUUGACAAAGUAAUUCUAUCAGAACCACUUUGUGUGUGUGCAUGUAGAUUGUUGUCCUCCCUCCCCGCACCUCCGAUUACCACGGUUGGCUACGUACGGUGCGAAAGAAGUUCAACGUAUAUCCAGGAGGGACCGAGUGAGACGGAGAUAAUGAGGCUGCCAUCCAGACCGACGGGCGAUCCUGCUGCUGCUGCUCCUGCUGCUGCUGCUCUCGCUGCUUCUCCUGCUUCUCCUGCUACUGCUGCUCCUGCUGCUCCUGCUGCUGCUGCAAGUCUGUGUAGAGGAGGCUGCCAUGGCCGAGCUGUUCGCAGGACGAGUUCUGCUGAGCGCGGGCGACGAGGAUGACGACGACGACGACGCCGCGGGGGGUGGACGCCGCGAGGUUGACGCCGAGGCGGCGCUGCGGAACCGCGUGGUCGCCCUGCACUUCUCGGCGCUGCGCUCCCCGUGCUGCCGCGACUUCGCGCCGGCGCUGGACGCCUUCUGCGAGUCGCUGCUGCGGACACGGCGCCGUCCGCCCGCGCCGUUCGCGCUCGUCCUCGUGUCGGCGGACGACAGCGAGGUGGACAUGAGGGCCGCGGUGCGCGGUGGACACCGGGACUGGCUCGCCGUGCCCUGGGACGACCCGCUCCGCCUGGAGCUGCGGGAGCGCUACGGCGUCACGUCGCUGCCGCGUCUCGUCAUCGUGCGGGAGAACGGGGCCGUGAUCACGGCCAGGGGCCGGACGCAAGUGCGCGACUGGGGCUCCAGGGCCUUCCAAGGCUGGCUGAACGCUUCCGAGGUCUUCCACAACUUCCCCGAGUCCUGAGCCCGAGGCAAACUCCUGCUCAUCGCUCGCCACGACCCAAGCCAGCCACGCCACGUUGUCCUCACUCAGCCUCCCGGCUCAUCCGCGACUGGGUCAACUCCACCGUGCAUCCUCGUACGUUUAAACCACGACUACAUGUCACGGGCCACCGGCUGAUUCUCUUGUGGCGACACUCUCGUCGAUUACUGGAGCGAAUCACGCGGCUUACCACCGCGCCACCGCUCCCCACUCACUCACACGGUGCGCUAACCACUGCGCCACCGCUCCCCACUCACUCACACAGUGCGCUAACCACCGCACCACCGCUACCCAUUCACACAGUGCGCUAACAACUCCACCACCACUCCCCACUCGCUCACACAGUGCGCUAACCACUGCGCCACCGGUUUGCCGUAAUGGACGAGUCACACUGCCCAAUUUACAGAUGAACUCAUAACCGUGAGCAGACAUCCAGUAGCCCAAUCCGGGCGUGACUUGGAGGGGGAUGGGGACGUUUUUGUUUGGAAAUUAUUGGGCAUGUUCCACUUUCCCUUCACGUCCACCAUCAGGAACGCCGGUGGAGUGGUAAUCGCCGGCUCGUGGGAUCGCCUGUGGCGUGGGGAGGCGUCAGUGUCCCGUCCCUUUACUGGCGAGAUGUUAACUACCUCGCCUGGUGUGCAGGAGGUCGUGGGUUCGAUCCCUACCCCUGACGCCUGCUGCUGCUAUAUAUUUGGAGUUUGCGAUCCCUACCCCUGAUGCCUGCUGCUGCUAUAUAAUUGGAGUUUGCGUCUCUCUCUCUCUUUCUCCGUGGUCGCAUGGAUUUUUUUCCCCCUCCACAUUUAGAAUCACGCGUUCAGAUUAUUUAGCCGCUAUACAUUUCCACAUAAGCCACCUCGUUGAGAUAUCAUUCAUGGCCAGGUCGCUUCUGAAAAAUAAACUAAUAGCUCAAUGGGCUUUACCUGGUAAAAUAAAAAAAUAGCUCAGUUUUAUUUGUGUGUAAAUAUAUUACUGAUUUGCUUAACUUUCCUAUAAUUUGCACUCCCAUCACGUUUCUGUACUGU